GAAUUAACAGUGAAGUAGUUGGCCGGAUUGCGCGUGAACGGUUGCGGUUCCCGUCGAAUUUUCGGGAUGUUUGUUUUGUUGUGUUUUUAUUCUGUGUUUUGUAAACAGUUUGCUCAAUAAUUGAUUAAGUUAAUUCCUUAAGUUCAGUGCCUUUGUUUUGAUGUGCUUUCUGACAGGGAAGGAUUAUUCUUCGCGUUAACCUCAAGUACUCGGAGUGGAAUUCUCAUCAAGAUGGCGGAUUCGAGUUAUUACCAGGGUGACUACAUCCGGCACCCGGUGCUGUACGAGCUGAGCCACAAGUACGGGUUCCAGACGGACUGCCUCCCGGAGGCCGGUCCGGGCCUCCCCGGGAAGCUGGAGGAGCUCAAGGAGCACAUCAAGCGGGAGAUCCGCAAGGAGCUCAAGAUCAAGGAGGGAGCCGAGAAGCUCCGCAAGGUGGCCACCGACCGCAAGAGCCUCUCCGACGUCGAGUCCAUCGUCAAGAUGUCCAACUACAAGCUCGGCGAGCUCCAGGCCGAGCUCCAGGAGCUCGAGUCCCAGAUCAUCCUCACCCAGGGGCAAACCACCCUCACGCCCGUCCUCUCACGCAACCCCGCUUCACCCCUCGCCAACCACAACCUCAACGGACACGAAACCUUACUGUCACCAAUGGCUGGCCUUACCACAUCCUCUAACCAAGAAAACUCAAAUUUUGCCAACGAUCUUCGUUUAGUGUCGUUAGAAAAGCAGCUAAAUAUAGAAUUAAAGGUGAAACAUGGGGCAGAGAACAUGAUUCAGAGUCUAACUAGCGGCCACUCGAGGGAUAAGAAACUCCUUGCAGAAGCGCAGCAGAUGCUUGCUGACUCCAAAGCUAAAAUUGAAUUUUUGAAGAUGAGAAUUUUGAAGGAGAAACAAAGCAAACAGAAUAGAAUGAACGACUCAUCCUCAAAUGGAGAUUCACAAAAUAGUAAAGACUCCUAUAAACCCACGUUAGAACCACCCUUAGAAGAACGAAUUGAGGAGUUGAGGCAUAGACUUAGAAUAGAAGCUGCUGUUGUCGAAGGGGCAAAGAAUGUUAUCAGACUGUUACAAAGUUCAAAGGUCGCGGACAAGAAAGCAUUACAAGAGGCUCAAGCAAGUUUAUCAGAGUCGAGUCGUAAAUUAGACCUGUUGCGUCGUUCAUUGGAACUCAGGAGACAGGAGUUACCUCCAGAUUCGGUGGCCGCAGCUCAGCUCAAGAAAGAACUACAAAGCGUACAAGCAGCCAGUCCCCUACCAGUCACAUACGUUAGUCUUCAGCCGUUCCCAGGAUCUCCAUCCAACCAAGGCUAUGAAGGCAAACCCACGGUCUCAUCGCUUUCCAGGUGUGCUGCAGUCACCGGCAAACUAGAAGUUCGACUGAUGGGUUGUCAGGACUUGUUAGAGGAAGUGCCGGGAAGAUCAAGAAGAGAGAAGGAGAACUCAUCCAGUCCGAGUGAUCUGCGGUCUUUUGUUAAAGGUGUCACUGGAAGGAGCUCAAGUAAAUCGUACAGUGUCAAGGAUGAAACAAGUAAUGAAAUAAUGGCUGUUAUAAAGUUAGAUAAUCAAACUGUUGCUCAGACAAGUUGGAGACCAUGUUCACAGCAGGCCUGGGACCAAAGGUUUUCAAUAGACUUGGACAAAUCCAGAGAACUAGAGAUAGGUAUUUUUUGGCGUGACUGGCGCUCCCUUUGUGCUGUCAAGUUUCUUAGGUUAGAAGAAUUCAUUGAUGAUAUCCGGCAUGGAAUGGCUCUCCAGUUAGAGCCUCAAGGUCUUCUUUUUGCAGAGAUCAAGUUCCUUAAUCCCAUGAUAUCACGGAAACCAAAACUGCAGCGGCAGCGAAAGAUUUUCAAGCAGCAAAUAAAGAAUUUCCCCAGAGCCAACCAAAUGAACAUUAAUGUCGCCACCUGGGGCCGAUUGCUAAAGCGGUCUUCGCCAUCCAUUCAAAACGACAGAACAAGCUCUGAAAGUCCACCCUCGGUGAGGAUAGAAGUAGAGGACAAGCCAGAAGCACCUGGAGAAGUUCCCGAUCCUCAAGCAACUGGCCUGACAGGAGCACGGCCUCUCGGUCUGGGGAUUGCAGUUCUUCCUCCGCUCCCGCCUGACUCAGUGCCUUCUCACCCUCUGCUACCCUCGACUGUGGCCUCAGCCAAAAAGAGGCCUACCCCCACGCUGCCUACGCCUCCCCCUCCCCCUACUCCUCCUCCGAGGAAUGAUCCAGAGCUCCAGCUUGCCCUUCAACAGUUUGAUUUUCUAGUCGACGAGGAGGGAGGUGGACUGAGUGUUGUCGCUGUUACGCUCUCCACCCCUUCCACCCCUCAAAUAUCCCCUCUAAUAGAGUUCCCCCAGGAUGAGUCACCUCCUCUGUUUGAGCGGCCUUUGACUGCCCGAGUUUUAGAAUAUAGAGAUAGUGCUUAUGAAUCUCCAAGACAUUCUAUGCUGAUGCCAUCUAUGAAUCUGGAGAAUUUCAAGCUCCUAAGUGUUUUAGGUAGAGGACAUUUUGGCAAGGUCAUUUUAUCUCAAUAUCGGAACACCGGUGAAUACUUUGCCAUUAAAGCUUUGAAGAAAGGAGACAUAAUUGCUCGCGAUGAAGUAGAAUCACUCCUGUCAGAAAAGCGAAUUUUCGAAGUUGCCAACACCAUGAGGCAUCCAUUCCUUGUCAAUCUGUUUGCUUGUUUCCAGACAAAGGACCAUGUAUGUUUUGUAAUGGAAUAUGCAGCUGGUGGUGACCUCAUGAUGCACAUCCAUGCUGAUGUAUUCACCGAGCCCCGCGCUGUAUUUUAUGCAGCUUGCGUUGUUCUUGGUCUUCAAUACUUGCAUGAAAGCAAGAUUAUAUAUCGUGAUUUAAAACUAGACAACCUUUUAUUAGACACUGAUGGUUAUGUGAAGAUAGCCGACUUUGGCCUGUGUAAAGAAGGCAUGGGUUACGGGGACAGAACUGGCACCUUUUGCGGGACACCGGAAUUUUUAGCCCCAGAAGUGCUAACCGAAACCUCCUACACUCGGGCAGUAGAUUGGUGGGGUCUUGGAGUUCUCAUUUUUGAAAUGCUGGUUGGAGAGUCUCCGUUCCCUGGCGAUGAUGAAGAAGAAGUGUUUGAUUCAAUUGUAAAUGACGAAGUGCGGUACCCUCGGUUCUUAUCCUUAGAAGCUAUUUCUAUCAUGAGGAGGUUGCUGAGGAAGAAUCCCGAGAGGCGUUUAGGCUCAAGUGAAAGAGACGCUGAGGAUGUUAAGAAACAAGCAUUCUUCCGACAAAUCGUUUGGGAGGACCUGCUCUUACGGAAAGUGAAACCACCAUUCGUUCCUACUGUGACAUCUGUGGAAGAUGUGAGCAACUUUGAUGAAGAAUUCACAUGUGAAAAGCCGCAGCUAACACCACCUAAAGACCCUAGACCGUUGACUGAAGAUGAUCAACUCCUCUUCAAAGACUUCACUUACAUGGCAGACUGGUGUUGACUAAAGUCGGCAGCGUACAUCAAUGUCAUCUGCACUCUCUGAAUUGUUAAAUAGUUUUUCCCCUCGGGAUUUUAUUCAGUGUUUGAUCAAUCGAGUGACAAUGCCGUACGUUGUCUUUUAGGUCUGUACAGGAGCACUAAUUUAAUGUUUAGUUGUUGAAUUUUUUCAAAUUUUUGCUGGAUUCGACUCUCGUUAACCAUCACAAAUUUUUUUUGAAAGUAAGGAACUCGGAGAAUAAUACAAUGGUGGCAAAUUAUUUUAAAUCACUUCUUAGUUUAUAGCGAGCGUUACUUGUCUGGAAAUAAAAGCAUCUUCUGAAGACAAAAGCUGGGAAUUACUCUCAAUAUCUGUGGCUUUUACCAAUUUUUUUACUUUUCAUGUAAUCAGAUCUGUCCUCGGAUCUUUUUUCAUUGCCUUUUUGAUGUACAAAUCGAUUGAGUUUUGACGUUCAUCACAUUUAAGUGUGAGAUAUAGCUGUAUUUGUGCAGUUGCAAGCUUAGCCAGUGGUGCUAAUCUACGGAAAAUAUCAGUUUUUAGAACCUGAAUUCUUUCUCAAAAAGUGUAUUUAUAAAAUCAAUAGCUGUAAGAGGGAUAUUGAAGGAGGACAUUAGUAUUGCUAGUUUUUUAUUAAUUUUAUCCCACAUUUUUUUAAUACUGUGCCAGAGAAAAAUGGUGAAUUUGGUACUUUCUAUUAAUUACAAAUUGUUACUGGCUAUUGAAUUCUGUAAGUGACAUCCUAUGUUUUCAUUGAUAGGAUUUUUACAAAGCUGGAGAAGAUGGAAUAUCAAGGAAAAAAUUGAAGAAAAAAUUAACUUGAAACGAUUGAGAGAACUUGAAAAAUCUCUUAUUUUAACAAAUGUGGGAAAGUCGAUGAUUUGGCAGGUGAAAGAACAAUUUCAUUUUGGUUUGGGAAGACAUAAAAAAAUUCAUGACUAUUCGUUUUGCCUCAGGAGUCCUCAGAUAGAUCUCUAUACUACAGAUGGGUUCAAUUUCAACUGUACCUUUUUAAAUUCACUCGCACGAUGCAUAAGCUUAAUACUGUACAAAAGGAAUAAUAUCACCUUUUUUUUGGUAUGUGCAUUGAAAUAAGUCUCAAAACGUGGCCUUAUUUUAAUAGAACUUUUUUUAAGGAAAAAAGUUGAUUUUGAACAGCAGACUAAUCCAAGGAAAAUUGAUCUCUGUAAGAUAUUUGCCCUCUCUGCUCAAAAUAACUUGGAUCUUUUCCAGGAUUUUCUGCAUCCUCGUAGAAGAUAGGAAAUGUUUUAACGCUUUUAACCCUUUAUCAUUCAUUUGUCUCGGUGAUUUUUCAAUAUGUAUUAUCAUGCUUUAAUUUUUUAUUUUAUCCUCUCUGUUCUUUUUUUCACAUUAUAAUUGGAACCAUGAGCUGUUCAAGAGCUUCUAUGACCAAACAGCAUAUCAAUGGUGAGUCUUCCAAAGCACAUACCUCGGUUUGCGACGGUGCAGACUUCCCAUCAUGCUAUUUCUUUUAAAUGGGAAACUACUCAAUGUCCAUUCUUUAAGACUUCUGUAAUACUUCCACUCUUUGCGAAGAAAAUUCUGUGAAAACUCCAAGGAAUCAUGUUGAUUUGUUUUCCUUCAAAAAAAUAAAAUAAAAUGGGAGCGGAAAUCUCAAAACACAGCACAUGAGAUACAUGUUUCGGGAGUUUCAUUGAAGAUAUAUUUGUGUCAACAUUUCUAUGACUGUGCAUCCUCUUAACUUCUUUCCUUAGAAAGCUAUACGCUCUGUCCUGUUAUUUGUCUGAAAUGUUUUCCGUGUCAUGCUGAUUUUUCUCGAAGGAAAAUGUAGAAAGUAAGUGCCUUUAGAUGCCUGUAUAAAAAUACAAAGUUGCACUGUUUUAGCAAUGUUCUCAUGGGUGUUUGCUGUUUGGUCAGAAACGUCCUCAGAUGCUGGAGUAAUGUCUUCUUUGAAUUUGUUCAUUGUUUUCAAACAAUAAAUUUGUAUCAGUGACUGUUUUGUUUCAACUGCUCAAGUAUUUUCUGAUGGAUAGAACACCAAUAUAUCUUGUUUGGACUUCCUGUCUUUUCUCUUCUCACAAGAAGAAACACACAUGAAGCUGGAAGUUUCUCUCUGAAGUUUUUUACGAACAUUUGAUUUCUACAAGCCUAGAUUGCUAUUUUUUGUCUAAGUGUACUUUCGUUCUCAUAUAUGAACACAACUUUCAAUUUGUGGCAUGAAAACUGCGUAUUUUUAGUGAGAGAGAUAGGAAAAGCAAGAUCUGUCUGCUGAUGCCUAUUAGGUGAUUUACUCUGCCAUGCUUAGGAAGAACGGUGUAUGGACAUUUGAGAGUUGGCAAGUUUCCCUGGAUUAAGGAUUUUUUUAAAUAACUCAAUAAAUUCGUAUUUUAUCAAAGGAAAUUUGGCAACGCCUGAAGGUUCAUAUGGUGUUCUUCCUUACAAUUGUAGUAUUCAACAGUUAUUAUUUUUCUUUCAUUCAAACUUUAUUUCUGGUUAAAACUUACCGAAGCAACUGUCAUUAUCUUUGUGUCAUCUACUGCUCAUGCUGAAGACGCCAUCAAAUCUGUUGACAUGAUUUCUUCAUUUAUUACUAUUUGUUCAGUGUCUGCAUGAAAGCUUCCAUAUUUGAAAUUCCCAUUGUGUGCAUUUGUUAUAUUUAUUUAGUGCAUUUCAACUGCUUUUAUAUUGAUUGAGUAUCAAAAUAACUGACAUUUUGUUCUCAUCGCGCGUUGAUAACUCUUGCUUUCUGUCAGGAUUUUUGUUGCAACAUCUUCAUGUUUUUUUUUUUAAGAUUAAUUGUCCUUAAAAAAUGAGAUGGAAAGAGAUUUGUACUAAAUGAUAAAACGUCCCAAUUGCGCUAAACGAGAACAAUGUCUGUAAACAACUCAAGCACUUAGAUUUCAAUUUACCAAAUUUUGUGAGUCGCUCUUGCCAAAAUUUUUCACACUUUCCAGUGCAGGUGGACUAGUUGUACUAACCAAAAUUUAACCUUUUGCCCUUCUGUUUUUUUGUUUUUUUUAUUGUUAGUCAUUCCAAACGUACCCAGCCUCAUUAUUAAUUAAUGGUUAAAAAUGCAAAUAUGCCAGAUGACAAAUAGAUUGUCCUUGAAAAUUAGUAUUCUGAUUUAUGCAAAAAGUCACAAGCUGGAUAAACGAUUUAAUUUGAAGCUUCCUGUGAAAUGUUAUUAUUUUUUUCUCUUUAAGUUUGUAUUUUUUAAUUGCCUUCCUUAACUUUCAAUGUUCAAUACGUUUACUGCAAAUGGUUUUUGGGUACUUCUUCCUGGUGUACUAAGGAAAGGUAUGAUAAAAAAACAAAUUCCAACUGCUGUGUACUGCCAUUGCUAGUUCAAUAAAUUUUGCAGUACUAUGUCAAAUGGCAAACAAAGAAAACUAUCUGUAUGACUUGUUUGGCAGUGAAUUUCUUAAUCAUAUUUUAAAAACAUCCAGAAUCUUUUUGAGCUCCUAACUUACUUAAACUGGUUUCAUUGGUGAAUGUAUUCCAUUCUAUUUUUAUUGUAGUUAAAUGUGUGUGUUUGCAUUUAGAGCUGACGUGUCUGAGUGAGUGGAUAUUAGUUAUAUUUUUUGGCUUCUUCGGAAAUACAUUUUCUGUACAUUUUUCCAUUGAGUGUUGCCAGUUUCAGAGCCCAGAAAAUGAGUUAAAAGAGUAAAUGAGUAAAUGAGUUUCUAUUGGUCCUCCUUUCUUCAAUUUCUUCUCUUUACUGAUUUGCCAAGAAUUCUUUUAAAGAGAUUCUAAAAUUUCCUCUUGUUUUCUGGUUUAGAAUGCUUUAUGAGGAAAUUUAGAACCCACAUCUAAUAUUUCUUGCUACAUUAUAGUCCUCAUGUCACUUUCUCUUGUGAACCCUGUAUCUCAGUUUUUUUCUGGAAUCAAUUUAUCAAUCGUUUUUCCCCUGUAAAGACAUAAGUAGGUUGGGUGAUGUGAGAUGAACUCUCCUUUCCUGUUCUAAGUAAAUUAAUGGUUAGGAACUGAGCUAAGAGAUUGCGCAGCUGAAAUUCAAGUUGAAUAUUGUCAUUGUUUGAAGGCAUUCUCUAAAUCAUUAAUUUUAGUGUUUUUAUUUUUUAAAUCCUAUCAUAUUAUUUUCAGUUUCAAAUUGUAAAAACUGUAUCAGGUUUGACCUAACCUUUUUUAAUUUAUUUACAAAGUCCUAUUAGCUGUACAAAAAUUAUUUUUUAUUAAUCCUCUAAUUUAAUUUUAUCUAAUUAAUCUACGCCUGCUAAUAAUGUAAUGGUGUUGUAUGAUACCGCUUUCAUUGUUGCAACCAAGGAUGUGAUCAAAAUGCCUUAAAUUGACCGAUAAAAGCGUGAAUUCAUGUAAGAAUGAUAGAAAUUGAAAAUUUGUAUUAUAUGACACAAAUCAAUGUUAUCAAUUAGAAUUGUUAUAAUUUUUUAAUUUAAAUUUUAUUCUUUAUUUUAUAUUUUCUUCUCGUCUUUAUCAAGUUGAAUCAAGUUUUGUUUAAUUCAAACUCAUUGUUGUAUUAUAAAUAAAGUGAUUUUAAAAA
Bemisia tabaci is the source of this 7942-nucleotide messenger RNA. RefSeq names its product serine/threonine-protein kinase N (gene Pkn). Gene Ontology annotation, biological process: signal transduction; protein phosphorylation. Lineage: Eukaryota; Metazoa; Arthropoda; Insecta; Hemiptera; Aleyrodidae. The record is from RefSeq and is a predicted model, not a curated record. Gene Ontology annotation, molecular function: small GTPase binding; protein serine/threonine kinase activity; ATP binding.